CAGUGUGGCUGCGCGGCUGUGUUUGUGCGUGUGCAGAAAAGCAGUGAAGAGCUGCUGUUCAGUCAGCGGCAGACUUCAGAUUGCAACGAUGCCUUCCCCGAUCCCCGUGACUCGCCUGCUCCCUAAAGACUUCUACCCCUCUCUGGACAUCGGGACCUGCAGCAGCCCGCUGGCCAAACACUCGCACGGCUCCACCUUGCAGGUCCCCGUCCAGCGGCUGCACGGCAGGGUGGCCAGCCGGCUCUGGUCCUCUGUGAUCCACUGGAAGGAGCUGCGGUGCAUGCAGCCUGUGGGCUCCGGGGGAUUCGGCUCCGUCUACAAGGUGGAGUACCUCGGGGAGACCGUGGCGCUGAAGAAAGUGAAGAAAUGCGCAAAGAACAAGUUGGCCUCCCGACAGAGCUUCUGGGCCGAGCUGAACGCGGCACACCUGCGCCACAGAAACGUCGUGCGCGUCAUCGCGGCCACCACCUGCGUGCCGGCGGGUUUCGAAGACGAGAGCAGCAUCGGGACGAUCCUCAUGGAGUUUGUUGGGAGCAGAAAUCUGCAACAGAUCAUCUACGGCUGUGCAGAGCUGGGGGAGGACCGCUGGCUCAGGUACUCCACAGACAUCGCGCACGGCCUGCGGUUCCUUCACUCGCACAGCAUUGUGCAUCUGGACAUAAAACCAGCCAACGUGCUGGUGUCCAGUGAAGACGUCUGCAAAAUAGUGGAUUUCGGCUGCUCUCUCAAAGUGGACCGUCGCUGUGAGACGAGCAGCAUCGCCCCCCUCCUGAGCCACAUGGGCGGCACGUACACGCACAGGGCCCCCGAGCUGCUGAAGGGCGAGGAGGUGUCUCCUAAAGCGGACAUCUUCUCCUUCGGGAUCACCCUGUGGCAGCUGAUCACCAGGGAGCAGCCCUACACCGGCGACCGGCAGCACGUGGUCUAUGCGGUGGUGGCGUACAACCUGCGGCCGUCGGUCCAGGACCUGCCGGUGUUCCGCUCGGAGCAGGGGCGGCUGUGCAGGACUCUGUUGAGCCGGUGCUGGAGCGGAGAGGCCAGGUGCAGGCCCAGUGCUCAAGAGCUGCUGCCGUACCUGGAGCAGGUGCGCUCCCACAUAUGACUCGGUUUUUACCACUGGUGGACAUGAACCGGCCGCUGAGGGUUUGAUGGAGUGUGGGGGGGUUAGGGACGUUUUAGUCGCUUUUCAGGACCAAGCAGUGGACCCACCUUCACGCCGAAUCCCAUUGAAAAGGUGUAGCAUUAUUGAUAUCUGCCAACAUGGCACGUGUGCCUCAGUAAAUACUGUUGCAACUGUAAAAUGUAUUGUGCGUUUGCUGAGUAGUAUGAGCUCAGUUUAAGUAGCGCAAUGACACAGUUGAGUCUGAUAGUGUAAAAAUCCUCAUUCUCAUCUUAAGUAUUUAGAUUAAACAACUGCUGCACUUUGUUCCUAUGGGGUUAGUGUGUUGAGAGAAGGCAGAUCUCUUCUGUACUAUGAAGAAAACAAAUGCGAUUCGGCCCAUUGGUUCAUUUAAUGUUCAAACUACAUUUUAUAUUGAGAGGUUAGAGAUUACCGUUUGCCAUCACUACUUAUCACUACAUACCACUAACUGUAUAAAAGGAGUUGGUGUUUAGUUGCUGUGAAAGUUCAGACUUUGUUUUA
Hippoglossus stenolepis (Pacific halibut) is the source of this 1642-nucleotide messenger RNA. It is a transcript of the gene mos, whose product is annotated as v-mos Moloney murine sarcoma viral oncogene homolog. Gene Ontology annotation, cellular component: cytoplasm. Gene Ontology annotation, biological process: protein phosphorylation; negative regulation of metaphase/anaphase transition of meiotic cell cycle; signal transduction. The transcript has a single exon. NCBI's taxonomy places the organism in Eukaryota, Metazoa, Chordata, Actinopteri, Pleuronectiformes, Pleuronectidae. The record is from RefSeq and is a predicted model, not a curated record. Bases 89 to 1102 code for a protein of 337 amino acids. Gene Ontology annotation, molecular function: protein kinase activity; ATP binding.